AUGGCUUCCAACCAGGUAGUCCUCACGUACUCGGCAACGUCCAAUAGCCCGGCAGAGGUCAUCCAAGCCCACCAUGACCAAGAUGGCCCUGUUCCCGGCGACGAAAAACCCCUCCCAGAGGCCACCGCCCUGGUCACAUUCCUCGUGGCCCCGAUCAACCCCCAAGACGUGAUGGCCAUCGCCGGCCGCUACCCCGUGAAGCCAGAGUACCGCCACUUGGACAACCCCAUCCCAGGCAACGACGGCGUCGCCCGCGUCGAAGCCACCAACCCACCACCGCCCACCACCACCACAAACCACAACCCCCUCCCCCAACCAGGCGACCUCGUCAUCCCCCAGCGCCACGGCCUGGGCACCUGGCGCCGCCACGCCAUCCUCCCACUCUCGGCACUCACCCGCCUGCCCCUCCCCAACAUGAACCCACUCACCACCCCCACCCCAACCGCAACCUCCACCCCCUCAGCCAUGAUCCCACACAUCACCAUCGACCCCAUCGCCGCGAGCAUGCUGCGCACGGUCUUUCUGCCCGCCUACCUCCUCACCGAAGACAUGCGCGCGCUCCGCCCCGGCGACUGGGUGGUGCAGAACGCGGCGGGCAGCACGGUGGCGCAGGUGGUGGCGCAGUUUGUGCGGCGCAAGGGGGCGCGGGUGGUGGCUGUUGUUCGGGAGCGGGAGCGAGAGCGGGAUGGGGGUUGUGGCGGUGGGGGGAUGGCUGAUGUGGAUGUGGUGUUGACGGAGAGGGAGGUGAGGGAGGGUGGGGUGGGGGCGAGUGGGGAGUUGAAGGCCGCGGCGGAGAGGGGGAGGGUGGUGUUGGGGUUGGAUGCGGUGUUUGGGGCGGCGGGGGAGGCGUUGGCGGGGUUGUUGUCGAGGGGGGCCACGUAUGUGAAUUAUGGGUCGUUGGGGGGUGUGGAUGGGGUGGUGAGGGUGAGCCAGAAAAUGGUGUUUUGGAAUGAGGUGCGGUUUAGGAAUUUCAGGCUGUCGGAGCAGCUGGGGAAGCGGUCGGUGAUGGAGCAGGAGGAUUUGUUAGGCUGGUUGGCUGAUUUGAUUGCGCGGGGGGAGUUGAGGGCGCCGGUGGUGGAGAGGAUUCCGGUGCCGAUGGAUGGGUCGUUCGUGGAGGCAUUUCAGGAGAAGGUUAAGGGGGUUUUGGCUGCGGCGGCAGAGAAGAAGAUUGGACAUCGGAAGCAUGUUUUGGACUUUGCGGGAGCUGGGGAGGUGUAA
Messenger RNA from Chaetomium globosum CBS 148.51, 1218 nucleotides. RefSeq lists its product as uncharacterized. The coding region runs from base 1 to 1218 and encodes 405 amino acids. The record is from RefSeq and is a predicted model, not a curated record. Gene Ontology annotation, cellular component: mitochondrion. The transcript has a single exon. NCBI's taxonomy places the organism in Eukaryota, Fungi, Ascomycota, Sordariomycetes, Sordariales, Chaetomiaceae. Gene Ontology annotation, biological process: fatty acid metabolic process. Gene Ontology annotation, molecular function: trans-2-enoyl-CoA reductase (NADPH) activity.